UGUUUAUUGAUUCUAACAUAGUGCUAGUAAACACGGGAUAGUGGAAACUUUUGUUACUGUGUUCACUCAAGCGGCGUAUUUGUGGGUCUGAGCUGGCUUGUACUUGAAAAACCACCAGGGCAUCGACAGGCAGCGCUGACGUAGGGGUAGAAGACGCAGGACAUGGAGUUGCUACAGAGGCUGCCUCACCUGGAGCAGCUACUGGACUGGAUCAAGCUUAAGGGAUGGGAGGAAUGGUUGCCUACCAGUCUCACCGGCCGGGCUGUUCUAGUGGGGUCAGGCGUCGGAGUGGUCGUUUAUCUCAUCACCAAGAAGAGGUACAAGCUACCCCCUGGACCCCGAGGAUGGCCGUUGCUUGGGAACCUUCUAGAUUUCCGGAACGCAACUAUCUACGAGAAGAUAACGGAGUGGACAGCUCAGUAUGGUCCUGUUGUGAGGUUUAAUAUGGGACCAAUGACAAUGGUAGCUCUCAACAAUAUAGACGUUGUGAUGGAGGCACUUGUUAAACGACAGGCGGACUUUGCAGGGCGGCCCCAGUCUUAUACAUCCCAACUUCUCAGUGACGGAGGGAGGAGUAUCGCCUUCGGAGACUACAGCCCUACUUGGAAACUACACAGGAAGCUGGCUUCAAAAGCAUUGAAACACUACAUGACGGGUACCCGCCUAGACCAGGGGAUAGAGCGCUCCCUCACUAAAGGCAUAGAGCUGAUACAGGAGAUGGAGGGGCCAUUCAAUCCUCAUCACGUUGUCUCCCUCAUUGUGUUCAACAUCAUCAACAAUAUCUGCUUCAGUGUCACAUGCGACGUUGACGACAACUACUUCAAAGAGAUGUUGCGCAUUUUAGACUCCUUCCUGGACGACCUCGGCAACGGCUUUCUUGAGGAUAUAAUCCCCCCUCUUCGUCUCUUCCACACCAAGAAGCUGAAAACUGUAAUAAAAGUCUUGGAGGAGUUCUUUGAUAACUUGAAUAAAGAAAUUGACAAGCAUCGACAGACCAUAUCUAAAGAUAACAUCCGUGAUUUCUGUGAUGCCCUGUUACUGGCUCAAGAAGAAGCCCGUGACGAAGAGGACCCGGACGUGAUGUCACAGAUGAGUGACCGCCAUAUCACUCAGACUCUCUCUGACAUAUUUUCUGCCGGGAUGGACACCUCUCGCUUCACGCUGCUGUGGACGCUACUGGAACUGGCUCAGCACCCUGACAUCCAGGACAAGCUUCACACGGAGGUCGACCGAGCCCUGGGUUCCAGUCGUUUCCCCAGUGUAUCAGACAGGAGUAGUCUCCCUUACACUGACGCUGUGCUUCACGAGAGCAUGAGGUUACACACCGUGGUGCCAAGCGGACUUCCCCACAAAGCACUGUGUGAUACGAAAGUCGGUGGCUAUGACAUUCCCAAAGGAACCACCGUCGUUAUCAACCACUACGCUUUGCACCAGGAUCCAGAACAGUGGCGGGACCCGCAAGUAUACAAUCCAGACCGGUUCCUUGACAAUGAUGGCAAGAUGGCUGCCAAACCAGAGAGCUGGCUUCCGUUCUCCGCUGGAAGAAGAGUGUGUCUCGGAGAGAGCGUGGCCAAGCCGGAACUGCAUCUUCUGCUGGCUGGAAUCAUGAGGCAUUUCAAAGUAUCCCUCCCACCUGGAGCUAAGGUGAACCUUGAGCCUGGUGGAUCAUCUUUCGCAAACGUACCACAACAUUAUGAACUCAAUUUUGAAUCGAGACUUUAGCUCAGAUUUUAUACUGGGAUAAAACAACAGGAACAAGAAUCUAUUGUACAUAUGAUUAGCAAAUAGUUGUUUUCUAUGAUGGUAUGGCUGUUGUUAAUAUACGUGUUCAAGGCAUUUUAAUGUGAGUAUAUGUCCCAGCACAAUCAAGUCUCGCCUGGAUAGAUUAGUGAAGGCAGUUUUGUGUUGCUGUAAGCAAUAUUCAAGCUACAUCAAAUUAGGCUGAUAAAACUGAUUCGUGGCCAGACAGAAUAUCAGAUCCUCAUUAGACGGUACAUAGGGUGUUCUCUGAUCCUGGGUACUUAUUCUGUCCAGGAAAACACACAGGGCUACAGUUGAGGUGAAAUAAAAGAAACACAUAAACGACUAUUAGGGUCCUAAUUAUCAAAAAAUAGAUGAUCUCUCGACUGUUUACUGGCACAUAUUUGAUUAUUUUAGUUAUAGACAUUCCACGAUAUUCUAGGAACCACAGGGAUCGCUUGUCUAACUUUUGUGUAACGUAUUCAAGAUGUAUAACUGAUAACUGAUGAAGAAUCUGAUGGAUUGGAACAUUCGAACGGAUGAAAAUACAUAAUCCAAAUGCCUUUAUUAACAUGUUAAAAGUCCACGAUGAUAAUCGAAAUAACGAAUGUUUUUCACAUGUAGGAUUGCUGCUCUUCACUGCACGAUUUCCAUAUGAAUGGCUAGUUCAGGAUUGUAGAAACAUUGAUCACUUCAUACAUACUUUAAAAUACACUUUCAGUUGUCCAUUCCUAUAAUAUCAAUCACUAAGUCGCCUUAUGACAACGCCCUAUGACAACGCUUCUGGCGUUGACGUUUUCAAUAGACAUAAACAUACUGCAGUGGGUCCAGACAAUACGUAACUCAACAUUUCUCUCAAAUUACUGAUCAUUUAAAGUCAGCAUUAGAACCCGAACUACGUGGAUGUUGAAAUGAAAGAUGUGAUGGGAAUAUUAGCUAUAUUUCGUUUUCAUUAUCACAGUGUAAAGUUUCAGAAACAACGUUAUUGUAAAACCUUGUCCCACCUGACCAGUCACUUUGUGAACAUUGUAACUUAAAUGCUUUAUUUAAUUUUAAUAUGCUUGUUCCAUAUUUCCGAUAAUAUUGUUACCAUUUUCCUUCAUGGUCCAAAUGUCAAGCUUCGAUUAGUACAAAAUGUGUAAAUGUAUUAAAGGAAAUAUCAAUAUUCUUAAAAA
Messenger RNA from Haliotis rufescens (red abalone), 2915 nucleotides. RefSeq names its product steroid 17-alpha-hydroxylase/17,20 lyase-like. Lineage: Eukaryota; Metazoa; Mollusca; Gastropoda; Lepetellida; Haliotidae. The transcript is spliced from 11 exons. Gene Ontology annotation, biological process: hormone biosynthetic process; progesterone metabolic process. Gene Ontology annotation, molecular function: steroid 17-alpha-monooxygenase activity; iron ion binding; heme binding. The record is from RefSeq and is a predicted model, not a curated record. Bases 163 to 1722 code for a protein of 519 amino acids.